AGCAGCUUUAAAGCGACUACUUGUGUCUCAUUUGUUUAAUAUGUACAACAACUGAAGGGAGAAAACACCAUUAACGCUGUUUCACAAGGGUCCUAAAUAUGCCUAGAUUACCCAUAAAAGCGACAAAUUUAUUUUUCUCGCACUUUUUGCACGGAUGAAAUAAACAAAAUAGUUGGUUUAAGAUUCAGAGGUGAAUUUCUCAACACGAAGUAGACUACAGUAUUUCAUCACGGUCUGUAGGACCGUCCCACUUCCUCCCAUCAAAGGAAAUUCCCUCGACGGCUGCGUGUAUAAAAACCAAGCAGGUCGGCACAGGCAGGCAGAACACCAGUGACUGCAGGACUGCUGCGAUCUACCAGACACACCCGAAACAACUUCUUAUCUACUGACUUAACAGACUUUCCCUUCUUCGACAAAAAGAUGGAAUCCGUGAGAGAAAGCAACGGCAGCGGCGCGUGGAGCCCCAAGAUGCCCCAGGGAAUGGACUUUGAGAUCUCCCGUCACCCGCUGACGAUGAAGCAGGUGGUCAACCUCAUCAUCGCCAUGGAGCGGUUCAAGGGCGACGGCUCGGAGUUGCUGAUGAGCUCCGAAUUCAGAGACGAGGACAUGCUGAACAUCAUGCUGGACGGCUUAGUGGAAGAGGAGAUCGUGACGCUGUGCAGUUCGCCGCCACAUCUCCAGAUCAGCUGGACGGGCGAGCAGCAGUGCAGCAUCACCGACCAGGAGAAGAGGAGCUUAAUUCGGGUCCCAAACAGCAUGCAGCUCCACGCGGUGAUGCUGCAGGGCGGCUCCGAGGCCAAAAAAGUGCUCAUGACCAUGUCGGCGUACCUGCACCCUGCGCCGAGCGUGCCGGGCCAAACGGUGGCUCUGGGCAUCCGGGGCACAAACCUCUACCUGUGCUGCCGCAAGGACGGCGCCGAGCCCACUCUGCACCUGGAGGCGGUUGAGGACAGAAGCACGCUGAGCGGGGCGGACACGAGCAUCGGCGUGAACAGCGACCUGGUGAGGUUCCUCUUCUACCGACAGGACACCGGGGUGAACAACACCACCCUCAUGUCCGUGGCCUACCAGAACUGGUACAUCAGCACGGACAACAGGCAGGACAACAAGCCGCUGGCGAUGUGCCUGAAGACGUCCCCGCGCUCCCAGGUCUUCAGCAUCCGGGAGGAGGUGGAGCGGUCAAGCGCCCCCAGAGUGGAUUCUGCUCCCAGGCCUUAAGAGUGACCCGUUGGGGAAAACGUAUUACAAAGAUCCUAUUUACUGUAUGUACCGAGUACAGAAAGUGAAAUGCUUCGUGCGUUGAUUUGAGUCAAGUUUCACCAGAAGAUGGCAUCGUUGUGCUUGUCUGGUGAACACACAGUGUAUUUAUUGUGCUGAAUGCACUUAUGCUUUUAUCUAUGUAUGCAGCGUUUUAAUAUGUAUUUAUUUUGAAGUGUGCAAUUGUCGCAGUGAAAUAUUUAACAAAGCCGUAUAAUUUAUUCUGA
Molecule: messenger RNA, 1484 nt
Organism: Gasterosteus aculeatus aculeatus (three-spined stickleback)
Lineage: Eukaryota; Metazoa; Chordata; Actinopteri; Perciformes; Gasterosteidae
Product: interleukin-1 beta
Biological process (GO): neutrophil activation; cellular response to lipopolysaccharide; regulation of non-canonical NF-kappaB signal transduction
Molecular function (GO): cytokine activity
Source: RefSeq, a predicted model, not a curated record